GCACAUUUUUAUUGGAAAAUGACUUACUGUGCAUUGAAAGGUUGUCCCAACUCAUCACAUGAUACCCAGGAGCAUCAGAACAUAACGUUUCACGUAUUUCCUACUGAUCCGAUAAUUGCUGGUCGGUGGGUGGAACAAAUAAGACUAAAUCAUAAGGAAGAAUAUUGGCAGCCCAAUAAAUAUACAAAUGUAUGUUCAAUACAUUUCGAUGAAAGUCAAACGUAUACUACAAAUGGUGGCUUAUGCAAAUUACGCCAGACUGCGAUACCGACAAAGAGGCUGUAUAUCGUUUGCAAAGAAGAAAAUCAAGACAGUGAUCCUCAUGAGCCGGAUAAAGUACAGGAUUUUAUUUGCAAAGAAGAACGCCUGGAUAUAGAUGACCAGUAUGAUCCUCACGAGCCGGAUAAGCUCCUGGAUGCAUGGUCCAAAGAAGACGAUGAAAAAUCUUAUUUUAGAAUUUGUACACCUUCAUCACCUCAGAAGAUCAUCAAGUCGGGUUUAUUGUGUAACGAAGCCAAUGGUGAUAACGUAACUCUGACAUCUGCGCACCAAAAGACCAAAAAAUGCAUGUGCAACGUUGUCCAUACGUCCAAGAAAUUGAUGCCUACAGACAGCGAUACGGAAUUCGAAUGUAUUUUCGAUUCGGAACGAAAUGAUAAGCUGCGGAGAAAACUAGAAAAAAAGAUCAAGAUUCACGCGAAACAAUCAUUGCAAAUAAAGAAUUUGCAACAAAAAGUUCGUCGUUUAAUAAAAAAAAAUUCAACUCUACAAAAUAAACUCGAUAAACUUACACAGGGAAAUGAAAAGAAAAAAGUUAACAAAAAUAAGGUCAAGAAGGAAAAUAAAUGAUACAUCAAUAAAACUUACCAUUACAAAAAAUAAAUAAUU
Messenger RNA from Vanessa tameamea, 888 nucleotides. RefSeq names its product THAP domain-containing protein 1-like. The record is from RefSeq and is a predicted model, not a curated record. The transcript is spliced from 7 exons. NCBI's taxonomy places the organism in Eukaryota, Metazoa, Arthropoda, Insecta, Lepidoptera, Nymphalidae. Bases 19 to 849 code for a protein of 276 amino acids.